Molecule: messenger RNA, 1779 nt
Organism: Alternaria rosae
Lineage: Eukaryota; Fungi; Ascomycota; Dothideomycetes; Pleosporales; Pleosporaceae
Exons: 4
Coding region: 1-1779 (592 amino acids)
Source: RefSeq, a predicted model, not a curated record
AUGGCCCCGAUCCGCGAGACCAUCCGGAAAGGUGCAAGCUACCUAGUAGGGGUCAUUAGCGAGAAGGCGCAGAUCCAGUACCAAGAGGUAUACCUGAAGCUCGAAACUCAUGCUCGCAUAUUUAAGCGAUCUAUCGAGAGGUCAACCCCCUGUAUUGUCGCAACAGGACUCAACAAAGUCCGCAACAGCUCCAAGCGUACAGAACUCCUGCCGCGGGUCAAGAAGCAGCAGAUCUACCUCACCAUGGCCACGGGUCGCAUUGAGAAGCCCAAGCGAGAUCCCCAUCCCCGAAAGUUAGACCCUCGAUGGUACGAUAUGGCCAUGAAGAGGAAGUCCGAAGAAAUGUGGUGCGAGCGCGAGAUGCGUCUCCGAGAGAGGCAGCGAAAGGACCUGACGGAACGCAAGCGACGACAACAAACACAACGUCGCGCUCCGAACGACCAACACUCCACCAAGCGCCUAGGUGGUAUCGAGAACACACAUUCUCAGUGGAAGCCACUGACUGUCCCACCGUCGCCAAAAACUUUCAGCAACUUACAGUACCCCGCCGAGUUCUACGAGAACCAAACCCCCGAGGAACGUAGAGCGUAUGUGCGUGAGAAGUUGACCAACGUCCUUGGCGAGGAAAAGAUGAGAGCGCCCAUCCUUCCUUCUGGCCACAACCCCAUGGAACCUGUCAUCGCCGAGUAUAACCAGUGCAUGGCCACAAUCGGCCUUCUCAACCAGUUUAAAGCUCAUCGGGCUGAGGCGCAGCGGCAGUAUAACGAGCAAAUGCGUCUAGCCCGUGAGGAGGAGGCCGCUCGACUCAACACAAAAGUUCUUCUUGAUUAUUACAAGAACGUCUACCAGGGCCGCAUCGACGUGCUUGCAUGGCAUACCGGCGAUAUGCUCUCAGGGAUCGAACGACUAGAAUAUCUAAUCCAGAACGGAGAGCUUUGGGAGGUGACGAAAGUCGUACAAGUACUCACCCACCAAGUCUUUGAACCCGUCAAGCGCCUACUAGAAGAGUUUGACGCCGACAUCCCGCUGGAUCCAGAGGGCGCCCAAAGGCUCAAGCAAGCCUGGCCGAUGGCUCGUCUACAGGCACUCUAUGACUUCCUACUGGGCAAAGCCAACGGAUUGGACCCGCAGACCGUUCGUAUGGCUCAGUGUAUUGAGGAAAUCCUUCGACGUCUUGACAACCCGAGCGUCAUCAACCCCCAGAAGAUCUCUGCUCUUAAAUCCGCAUCAUCUCUCACUGGCAUAGUCCCACCACCCGCAGAAGGAUGGUCCUUCCGUGGCCGAACCUCCACUUCCGGCAUCGACCCCGACGCCCCCCCGUCCUCCCUUCCCAACGCCGCCACCUCCGCACCCGCCGGAAGCGGUAUAUCCAAGCUCAUCACCGCAACGGCCGAGAACGUUGCCUUCAAAGCUGCCGGCCCCCAAAACCCCUGCAUAACCGUCGAGCCUGCCGACAGCGCUGCACGCAACCACGUCCUGCAAUACAUCAGCACCGACAACAUGGUGCUGCAAGCAGAGAUGGAAGACAUGUUCCGGCACGCCGAGCCAAAGAGCAGUCACCGCCGCGCCGUCACAGAGUGCAUUAAGGGCAUUGUGGAUGCUGCGAAUGGCGACGAGAAGAUACUGGGUACGAUGGAUGCGACGUAUUAUCGUGCGCAGAUUGAGCAGUGUGUGAAGAAGAUUGAUGCGCUUGCGAAGAGGUAUCGUGAGGUUAAGGAUACGAAGGCGCUUAGAAAGUUUUGUGGGCAGGCGCUGAAGAUUUGGGCAAUGCAUGGGUGA